Molecule: messenger RNA, 543 nt
Organism: Cantharellus anzutake
Lineage: Eukaryota; Fungi; Basidiomycota; Agaricomycetes; Cantharellales; Hydnaceae
Product: kinase-like domain-containing protein
Exons: 3
Biological process (GO): protein phosphorylation
Molecular function (GO): protein kinase activity; ATP binding
Source: RefSeq, a predicted model, not a curated record
AGAGAAAUGAAGGUCUGGAAAGAUCUCAAACACCCCAAUAUUGUUGAGUUUAUUGGUUAUGCAAUAGAGCACGAAGUUGGUGGAGUUACUGCUGCUCUGGUGUCGCAAUGGUGCGCCAACGGGAAUGUUGUGAAGUACCUGGAACAGAAUCCUGCUGCCGAUCGUGAGAUGCUAGUAUCCGACGUAGCUCGGGGGCUACUGUACCUCCAUAAUCACGAUGCUAUUAUUGUCCACGCAGAUCUCAAACCACUCAAUAUCCUAAUCAACGACACGGGGCGUGCCCAAUUGUGUGAUUUCGGACUAUCCCGUAUCCUUGACGGUCUUCCGACAGGGCAAACAACUUCUGAUCAAGGAGGAACACUCCGAUUCCUGGCGCCAGAGUUAUUAGAGAGCUCUGAGGAAGAUUCUCAUCCUACUACAAAGAGCGACGUUUACGCUUUUGGGUGCACGUGUGUACAAGUGAGUGGGAGUGCCUUAGGUCGAUCGGAACUUACCGUGGCAUCUCGAAGAUUCUCUUUGAUCAUCCACCAUACCAUUGGCUGA